Molecule: messenger RNA, 3908 nt
Organism: Cygnus olor (mute swan)
Lineage: Eukaryota; Metazoa; Chordata; Aves; Anseriformes; Anatidae
Gene: MAP2K3
Product: mitogen-activated protein kinase kinase 3
Exons: 13
Coding region: 437-1483 (348 amino acids)
Biological process (GO): protein phosphorylation; MAPK cascade
Molecular function (GO): MAP kinase kinase activity; ATP binding
Source: RefSeq, a predicted model, not a curated record
CCCCGGGAUGCGCCGCAGAAGCCCUGCGCCUCGAUGGCUCCCGGCGCUGGCUCCCCCCCAGCUUCCUGUUGACGUCAGCGGUUAUUUCGCCCGCUGCAGUUUUUACAACUGUUGAGCUUUUCAAGUGUAACCCGAGCUGAGACCGGCCAACCUCAGCAGCUGCCCAUGCGGGGACGCGGCGCUGCCGGCGCCGUCUCCCCCAGCCUUCCUCGGCCGCUCGCCGGCUCGCGGACCCCCGGCACGCGGCGGGGACCCCGCACGGCACCAGGGGGCUGCCGGCGCCUUCCGAGCAUGCAGCCCCGCCGGGGAUAAGCCGUGGUGCUCGCCAAAAGGGCCCGGCGGCAGAUCCCUCGGGCCCUUUUCCCUCCCUCCCCCGGCUCCCCCAUCCCUCCCUUCCGCCAGGCGUGCCGUUUCUGUUCUUCAUUUCUGGGAAACCAUGGACAAGAAGCAAGAUUCCAAGGGAUCCUUGGAGCCGCACAAACCAGUGAAAAGCAAGAAGAAGCGGGAGCUGAGGAUAACAUGUGUCCCCAUCAAGCAGCCCGUUGCCAACACAACGCCCCCGAGGAACCUGGACUCCAGGACAUUCAUCACCAUCGGAGAUAAAAACUUCGAGGUGGAAGCUGAUGACCUGGUGACGAUUUCGGAGCUGGGCCGUGGGGCUUACGGAGUGGUGGAGAAAGUCCGGCACGCGCAGAGCGGCACCAUCAUGGCCGUGAAGAGGAUUCGAGCGACUGUGAACACUCAGGAGCAGAAGAGGCUGUUGAUGGACUUGGAUAUCUCCAUGAGGACGGUCGACUGCUUCUACACCGUCACCUUCUACGGAGCCCUCUUCCGAGAGGGCGACGUGUGGAUCUGCAUGGAGCUCAUGGACACCUCCCUAGAUAAAUUCUACAAGAAAGUACUAGAGAAGAAGAAAACCAUCCCUGAAGACAUUUUGGGGAAAAUGGCCGUGUCUAUCGUACGGGCUCUGGAGCAUCUGCACAGUAAACUGUCCGUAAUCCAUAGAGACGUGAAACCUUCCAACGUGCUCAUCAACAAGGAGGGACACGUGAAAAUGUGCGACUUCGGGAUCAGCGGCUACUUGGUGGACUCGGUCGCAAAGACCAUGGACGCCGGCUGCAAACCGUACAUGGCUCCAGAAAGAAUAAAUCCUGAGCUGAACCAGAAGGGCUACAACGUGAAGUCGGAUGUCUGGAGUCUGGGGAUCACAAUGAUCGAGCUGGCCAUUCUCCGCUUCCCGUACGAGUCUUGGGGCACCCCCUUCCAGCAGCUCAAGCAAGUGGUGGAGGAGCCGUCGCCCCAGCUGCCUGCCGACCGCUUCUCCAAGGAGUUUGUGGACUUCACGGCGCAGUGCUUAAGGAAGAACCCCGCUGAGCGAAUGAACUAUUUAGAACUUAUGGAACACCCCUUCUUUACCUUGCACGACACCAAAGAGACUGACAUGGCCUCCUUCGUGACAGAGAUCCUCGGGGAAGACUCCUAACUCAAAGCUCACGGCUUCCUGCAGUCCCCUCCACCCGGCAUCCCUGCAGCACAGCCGACGAGGACUCGAGUCAGUGGUGGUUUGCACAGAUCACAUUUCCCCAACCCACGGGCGUCUCCGGACCUGGCCGCCCUUGCAGUCUCUUUUCUCUUUGCCCCAUAACUGAAAUCCCCCAGGAGGAGCCUUCUGAAGCCGACACCUUCCUGACUAAGCCACCACAACCGAAGGCUCGGGAGCUUCCCGCGGGUGCCAGGCACGUCCCCCACCAGGAGGGGAUGGUGUCCACGGUACCCGAGCGGGGCCGGGCAUCGGCUGUCAUCACUCCUGGCACAACAGGCACAGAGUCUUUACCUUUCUUCCCCUUUGCUGACUGGGGAGGGCAGAGAGAAAACAUUCUGCUGUGCUUUCCCACUCCUCGUCUGCGCUGCCCGAAGCCCCUUCCCCAAACUGUGUCCCUUCUGGGCCUGGCUCUCUGCCGCCAGGCUCCUGGGCAACUUUUUAGGAGGCUCCAGAGCUCCCUGGGUACACCGCUGUUCCCACAAGAAGCCGUUUCAAUGCCUGGUUCGACCUUUCAGUGCAGCACCAGACCUGGCAUCCCCUUCCCACCCCCUCACCGACUCCAUACAGCGGUCCCUUGAAGGUGGAGGGGGAAACAUUUUUGGAUGAGCCCACCUCAGCGCAAGUGGCAACCCGCGCUUCCCGCAGCACCUCGCCCAGCACACGGUGCUCUGUGUCCCGAGGGGCCGGGGUGGACGAGUGGGUCCUUGGUGGCUGCCUCCAGCCUCAGGUUUGGAGGACGCGGGGAGAGCAGGCAUCCACCGCCUCCCGCAGCCGGUGCCUCUGCCUUCCCCAGCUCCUCGGCCGGAGAGUACGCUGCUCCAUCUCCCUUCCCAGCCCGGGCUCGUGUAAGACCUCGCACUGUGACACCCCUCGUUUCGGAGGCCCUGCUGGCACCCUUGCGUCCCGAGCUGCCUUCGAGCCCCGCGGCUGCCCGCUGAGAUGUCAGCCAAAACCGAAAACCCAACGACUUGCACGGGGGCUGCUGACAGUUGUACAUUUUCCGUCUAUGUAUAAUGGACUUCGUAACGUGUUUCCUAGUUUUAAUCUAACUUGCUAUAAAUUAAAAAGCCCUUCUGUGGGGGAGGAGGGAGGAGCGGUUUCUUUUCCGCUAGCAAAUCCACUGUGAAAACCUGAUGUGUUUCCCUGCUCCCCCAGCCUCAGCACUCUGCGAGGAGUUACGGGAGCAAAAGGGAUUUCUGUCUUCUACUGUACGUGGUCACAGGACAAACGCACCGGCUGUGGAUUUAUUUUUUUUGAUAGAUUGAGUUUUCAGAGGGAUUUUUUCCUUUUCUAAUAUAUAUUUGUGUGGGUGUAUGUGCGCGUGCUCUAUAUAUUAUAUAUUUUUUAAAAUCAACGAUGAGUGUGUGAAUGUCUGUGUGGCUAGCAGUUUUGGUGAAAUGGCUAGCAAUUUUCUGGCUAAAUUUGGGGUGGUGGGGAAGACUCCUAAAAGAGACCCUGGCCUAAGAUUUUUUUUUUCUUUUUUUUAAAGAAAUGCAUCUAUUUUUUAAGUGAAUCUUUUAAAAACACUUUUUCCUGAAAUCCCUGCCCUGGAGGUCUGGAUUUUAGGGUGCAUUUCCCUCCUGCUCGGGGUCCUCCACCUGCUGAAAGGCUUUUCCCCAGGGUCUGAUCCCUCUCCCUGGGCGGACAAGCCCUGAAAAAAGCAUCAGAGGUGUUGAGAUGGACAAACCCUGUUCAGCUUUGGGCUGACCCCGACCCCCACCCCACCUCUUUGUGUAAUAUACGCUGAUUGAUGUUCUCCACGCCCCCCCCCUCGGUCCAACUCUGCAAACCACCCGGCACUCGCUGAGCGCACCGAUACCGGCUUGGUAGGACAGCUUUGCAGCUUCUGUACAAAUUUGUACAAUUGUAAUUUUUUUUUUUUCAUAGUUGUUUACUUUGGAUUGUUUUUGUUUGGACGUUGAGCUUUUGUUUUCCCCUUUCUCCUUGUUUUGAACCCUUUCCCCUUUCCUUACCUCACCCUUGUUUUGGUGCUUGGGGGAAUGGCGAUUGUUUGGUUUGUUUUUUUUGUUUUUUUUUUUUUUUGCAUGUCUUUAUUUUUGGCUGCCUUUCUCCUCUUGGACACGAUCCUGACUCCUGUGUUUUGGGGAAGGGGAACCUCUGCCCUUACAGAUACUGGGCGAUGCCUGCGGGGUGGGCUUGGGACCCUGCCGAUGAAGCCAGGCGCUGCGGAAGAGGCGAACGCAGCAGCUCCACAUCCCUCGGCUGGGGCUGGGUGCCACCAGCUUGGCUUUAAGGUGGGAGAGUUUUUUUUGACCGCAGCGAAAGCCCCUCCAGCCCUGUAUGUCUGAGAACGGUCUGUACCCAUCCAACCCCAUCCUUUUCAAUAAAAUCACCCCUCAAACCA